AUGAUUACCGGCGGUCGCGUUCAGCUUCAGACAAACCAGUCGAACCAGGUCUUUCAAGGUGCGCAGCGUUGGGUACAGCAUAGAGGAUUACGGCGAGCCUUCCAACGUGGGCAACAACCAAACUCUUCAGGAAAUGAGCCCAAAGAGGAACAACCAAGACAAGCACCGAAGACACCGCCUCGGUAUCGCGUGGUUAGUCCCCGAUCACAGAAACGAUCGUUACAGCCUACGACCGAUCCGUCAACGGUAGCGCCUAAUCGAGAAGUGGGCGCACCGAACGGUCAGCGGCGAAUCGGGCAAUCCAAACGAAGCCAAGCGCCGAUUGGGAAACGUCCAGUGACACAGAAAUCAACUAGACCGCUGUCACCGAUGCGAACCAUUCCGGUGCAGAAGAAACGUCCACUAGUGCCGCACGCGCCAAGGGGAGCGAAUCAAUCACCGUCAAGGCGAAUGAAACGACCGGAGGAACAAAAACCGUCUCUGAAGAAACCUGAACCACCAACAAAAACACCGAGGCACCCAAGUCGGCAAUUACCACCCAAACCGACAACGCCACCACAGGCACCCAAACCACCAGCAAUACCAAAAAUGAGCGCACCGAAACCUGUUCAGGCACCUGAUACGCCCAUAAUCAAACGUCGGCCCACUCGGAAUGAGCGGAGGCAAUAA
This is a messenger RNA of Spodoptera litura, 669 nucleotides long. Lineage: Eukaryota; Metazoa; Arthropoda; Insecta; Lepidoptera; Noctuidae. The record is from RefSeq and is a predicted model, not a curated record.